Molecule: messenger RNA, 872 nt
Organism: Ruditapes philippinarum (Manila clam)
Lineage: Eukaryota; Metazoa; Mollusca; Bivalvia; Venerida; Veneridae
Product: cilia- and flagella-associated protein 251-like
Exons: 5
Source: RefSeq, a predicted model, not a curated record
AUGGCGCGAAAAAGAAAAUGUUCAUUUAUAUCAGAGAUUGAAGAGGAAGACCCUCAUGAUAAUAAACGUUUGAAGGCAUAUUCGGAUGAGAAUGAAACUGACCAGGAGGCUGAGUUGUCCGAUGCAGAGUCGCUUAUAGAUGAUGAGCCGAAGCCUCCGUGCACGUACAUGUAUCCAUACAUAUACUCACCACCCAAGAGGAAAAGAGGGGCAUUUAGUAACUUUUUAGAUUCUUUGCCAAGUCAUACCAAACGAAGACGAAUAAAAUGGAACAGUAGAAAUAUUACAGAUAACGAAGAGGAGGAGACAGAGCAGAAGGGAAGAUAUAUAAUUAGCGAUGAUGAUAAUUGUGAGGAGAAACAACAGAAAGGAAACACGAGAAGAAAUCUGAGUGAUAGUGAGGGUGAUGACGAUGAGGAGGAAAGUGUAAGGAAGAGGAGGAUUAGAAGUAGUAGUAGUGAGCUCGGACAUGAGGAGGAGAUAUUAUAUGCUACCAAGUUAAUUAUUGAUGAUGACGAAGAUGAGAUGAGGUUGAGUGAGGAAGAAUUGAAUCAGGGCAUAGAAUGUGAUGAGGAUCAAUUGUUUGAGUGUGUUGGGUUAGCAGAUUUAUAUGAGGCGGAGCAGAAGGGUAAGGAGGAGGAGGAAGAGGACGAGAAACCUGAGAAAGAAGAAAAGAAAAAUGAGAAGCAUGAUUGUUUUAUUGUGAAAUGUUAUCACGAAUGGAUAAAUCCCGACUGUCUGAGUUGUAUUGAGAAAAUGAAGAAACCAAUUAAAAGAGUUGAAAGGAAAAUAAUCAGUGCUGAAGAGAUAGAAGAGAUAAUGAAAAAAGAGAUAGAAGCUGAAACGAGAAAGAUAGAGGAGGAUAGUAAUUG